AUGGCGAAACACUUGUUAUUGACUCUUCCUUUUCCCAAGCCGGAGCCCUUCCUGCAGCGGCUCCAGGCUGUCUUUCCAGACUGGAAAAUCACGUAUUUGCAUCAUGCCGUCAAGACCACCGAGGCUUUUUACAAGCAGGAUAUGCACAUCCCGCCUGAAAUCUUGCGCGAGGUUACUGCGUUGAUGACUAUGGGAGUCGUGCCUGAUCCCGCGGACGCUCCUAAUCUUCGCUACAUUCACUUCAAUGUCGCGGGGACAGACCAUGUUGCCCAUAAGCCCGCGUUUAAGGAUCCAAACAUUACAAUCACGACUUCUACCGGUGGGCCUAGCAUUGCUGUUGCGGAGUGGGUUCUUGGCUCCAUUUUGGGACUGAGUCGUCGACUGUUUCAGUUCAAAGAGUUGCAGAAUGCGAAGAGUUGGGGUAGUCCUGUGCCGGUUCCGCCCCCAUUUGCCCUGGAUGGAAAAAAGAUUGGCAUUGUUGGCUAUGGAUCUAUUGGACGACAAGUGGCUCGUUUGGCAAACGCUUUCGGCAUGGAGGUCAUUGUCUACAACUCUCGUCCACGACCAACUGCGGAAGACCGCAAGGAUCGAAACUGGUGCGAGGCUGGCGCCGGUGAUCCAGAUGGCUCGAUUCCAAGCGCUUACUUCCACGGGCAGUCCAAGAAGGAGGUGCAUAGCUUUCUCUCUCAGGACCUGGACAUUGUGGUUCUCUCGCUUCCGCUGACGGCGUCUACGAAACACUUGAUUGGUGAAGAAGAGCUCAGAUUGAUCAAUGCUAAGAAUCCGGCUAUUCUUGUGAAUGUCGCCCGCGGCCAGGUCAUCGAUCAGAAUGCGCUCAUUGCGUCGCUGAAAAAGGGCGCUGCCAAUGGCGGGCUUCUGGCUGCGGCUCUUGAUGUCACUGAUCCAGAGCCCCUGCCUGAGGAUAGUGAGUUAUGGGGACUGCCUAAUGUUUUUAUAUCGCCGCAUAUCAGCUCUGUUACGCAGCAGACGGUGGCGCGGGCGUAUAAGAUUUGGUUGGAGAACUUGGUUCGGAUAGAGAAGGGCGGGGAGCCGUUCAACAUUGUUCAAAAGGCGAAGAUGUGA
Molecule: messenger RNA, 1083 nt
Organism: Trichoderma atroviride IMI 206040
Lineage: Eukaryota; Fungi; Ascomycota; Sordariomycetes; Hypocreales; Hypocreaceae
Molecular function (GO): NAD binding; oxidoreductase activity, acting on the CH-OH group of donors, NAD or NADP as acceptor
Source: RefSeq, a predicted model, not a curated record